UCCUGUAAGAGCAACAUAAAAUAUACAUUAGGAAGGGAGGGGGGUUGUGUUCCUCUACUACUUCUUCUACCACUUCCUCUAAUUUCUUCAUAACCUCCUCAUGAUGCCCAUCCAAUUGCUAUUUCAAGGAGUUGAUUUCUUUUUUUUGUUGUUCGAUCAAUUUAUCACUAAGGACUUUUUAUACCCAUUAUCUUAUUAGUUUUAUCAUCCGAAGUCCAUUGAAAGUGACUGUAGGACUUGAUCAUAGCUGAGUAGGGAGACAUACCUCAUUUACCCAUUUAUAAUCAUUCGAAGGAACUUGUUCCUUUCUCUUUGAACCAAAGUCAGUAGGUGGUUUUGGUGGAGGAAUUGAGAUGUUUUCUUGGGUUGGCCUGCUGUUCUUGUGAGAGGAACAUAAGGUGAAGUGGUGGUAUAAAGUGGAGGAAGAAAUGGAGGUUAGGGUGGUAGAGUAUCACAUGUAGAGGAGAAAGGGUUAGGCUCUUUUAUGACAACCUUCAUAUGUUCAUAAUUGGAAGGAACAAUUAAUUACCUUAAACAUAAUUGAACAAGAAAAAACACAAAUAAAGUUAGAAAGAUAAAAUCUAACUAAUAACCUGAAGGAUUGCGUCAAUAAUAGUAAUACUCCAGCAAGUUUCAUCGUUGAUAUUAGCCGCCCAAUUUUUUUCAUUAUUCAGCAGAUGAGAUUUUUAGAAUUUAGGAAUAUUAAGAUGGGAACAAGAGAGAGAAAAUUGAAAGAAUUCCCCAAAUAUGAAGAGUAAUUUGAGAAUUACGUCAAACCUUAAGAAUUACGUAGCGAAAUUUCAGAAAAAAAAAAAAAAAAAACAAAAUCUACUUAAGGAGUCAAAUAAAUCGGUGAAAACUUUGUGAGUUCAUUUUUUAAGAUACCACAAGACAAUAUCUCGGACGCGUGAGCUAAUUCCUGCCUUCCAUAUCUAUUAUCUUCGUUCAUACUCAAAACUCAAAAGUCAAAACAGUGAAAGAAAUUGAACGCAACUCGCAAAAGUUGCUGAUUGGAAUUUCUUCAAGUGUGCAAGCUUCAUGUAAUAUUCUCUCAUGCAAGCAAAGCUGCAAAGGGAAUCCAAUAUGUCGAUUAACUUGGCAAAGAAAAAGAGCAUAUUUCAUGAGGCAUUUGGUUCAUUUAGAAACAUAUGGAAGACAUGCAGUAUCCCGAAACUAGAGGAAGAUAGGAUGCGAAGUGGCAAGUACAUGAUUUUCAAAGGCAGCAUAGAAAACUUUAUAGAGAAUGGAGCAUUGGCAUUAGAGGAAAGCAUAUCGUUGUUUCAUGGUAAGACGAACCCCAUUCGCCACUUCUCAGUAGAUGAGCUCAACACUAUGAAUUUGGAACUACACACUAUGUCCUUUAAGGAAUCAGAUGUUAAGUGGUAUAAAGGUUUCUGGGAUGAAAGAUCUGUGUUGGUAAAGGAGCAAUCUGAAAAAUGUGAUCCUAAUCUUACAUCUGGAACUUUUCGUGAAAUUAUGGUUGCUGCACAAAUGAGCACUCAUAAGAAUGUGCACAAGCUUCUCGGAUGUUGUCUGGAGACCAAAUAUACAGUCCUUGUUUUUGAGUGGGUAGAAAAUGUUAAUGUCAAUGACCUAGUAUUCAGAAAUAAGAAUGAAGAUAAUUCACCACUUGAUUGGAGGGAGAGAAUAAGAAUUGCAUGGGAGAUCUCUCAUGCUAUGGCCUAUCUGCACACCGCUUUUCACCGGCCUAUAAUUCUUAGGAGCUUAAAGCCUCAAAAUGUGUACUUAGGCGAGGAUAAUUCUGCUAAAUUGUCAGACUUCAGUCUUGCUAUUUCUGUUCCUGAGGGUAAAAAAUAUGUGGAAGAUAUUGUAGUAGGGACUUGCGGUUAUGCUGCACCUGAAUACGUUUUUUCUGGCAUGGUGGCAGAGAGUGCAGAUGUGUAUGCAUUUGGCGUAUUUUUUCUUGUGAUCUUGACAGGAAAAGAUGCUGUGUUUAGACCCAUCAAGCCACGAAAGGACAGUGAUGUGGUGAGUCAUUUGGUUGAUUGGGUUGAGAAUGGUCUUGGAUACAAGUGUAUUACAGAGAUUAUUGACCCUGCAAUCACUGGAAAUAAACUGACAUUAAAUGAAGAACUCAAACAGACACUAAGAGCAUCAAUAGAGCUUGCACUCCGUUGCACAGCAACAGAAGAAGAUACUAGGCCGACUAUGGUAAAUGUGGCAACCGAGCUCAAGAGCAUGAUAAGGUCCUCAGAAUCUAUCCCUGAGAGUAACAAUUGACACUGAAAUAUAAGGGACAUGAGAGUUUUUUUUACCUUCCGUCACAAUAGGGGCUAUGAGUAUGAUAAAAUGUUAGAGAUGAACAAAGUUCCUAUACCACAUUCAGGUGUGUUUUUUUGCUUCUCCUUUUUUCAUUGCAUCAAUAGUGCAAUACCAUGAUAUGGGCAUUAACUUACCAUCAUUACAGCUUUGUUUGGUUAGAAGGAAAAUAUUUUCAACAAAAACUGAUUUUCCAAGGCAAAAAAAAAAAAUCUAGAUUAGUUGUCUUUGUUUGGUUUCGGCAAGAAAAGUUAGAGGGGAAAAAACGGAAAUGAAGAGGAGAUGGAUGGGAAGAGAGAAAGAAAAAGGUAAGGUAUAAGGGGGAAAAUGUAUUAUUACUUCUCUUAAAAAUGGAUGUUUUCCAUCCUUAAGAGAAUUUUCCACCCCUUGGCAAAAUAUAUUAUCUAUCCCUUUCAAACCACAUUUAGAAAUGUAGGACACCAUAUUUCCUAGAAAAAGUUUUCCUUUCUACCAUGGACUCUGUAUUCAGACACAUGUAGACUCAUCUUGUACUUGCCUAAGUAUAUAUAUUUAUCAUACAGACAAUUAAAGAAAUUUGCAUUGAAACUCAAUGGCUCAAUGAUAACCUAAGUUGCACAUAGACGGAUACGAUAAGGGUGCGGAUUCGGGUACGGGGACAUAAAACGGUAAGAUUUUGAAAUUUUAGGAAUGGGUACGGAUACGGUACGAAUACAUGACCUAGAAGAAGUAUCCAUGCUACAUAGAUGAUAACUAUCUUGAGCCAUGUACUUCUUGUCUUUUUUGUUUUCCAUACUAUAGACAAACUUGCAAAAUAUUGGGUUUCUGUAUUCAUUUAUACAUAAGAGCAUUCAUUAUCAGGUGAAAUAUCAGCUGCAUUUGUGUCAAAUGUAUAUCUAUACAAAUAUAUUAAAAGGCGUGCGAAAACAAGAAACUGUGCCACGUGGCGCUCUCCCUAGGGAGUUUUAGUUCAUGUAAUCCAUGUACAAUAAAAAAAAAUUAAGAAAUUGCAUAGUAUAGAGUUUGAUGCCGAGACCUCAAGUACAUAUACUAAAAUUUUAACCACUAGGCUAGGUUGUAUAUAGUGUUAUUAUCAUAAAAUAUUAUAUUAAUAAAUGAAAUUUUUUCUUACCUGGGGCAUAGCCCGGGCCCAAUAACUAGUUUAUUCUAAAUGUUGUACAAGCUAAUGUAGAGCUAACACACUAGUGGAGGAAAUACUACCGUUCAUGGAAGUCUUGUUGCUUACUGUAGGGAUUAUGAAUAUAAUAAAUAGCAAUCAUAUGAAAAAAUUUCUUAGAACUCUGCAGAACUAUGAACACAAGAGCAAUCAAAUGUUGUAGAAGAUGAGCAGAUUGAGGAUGAAGUUAAGCCUGCCUCUGAUGCAUCAUCUGGCGUUGUCGGAUAUAGAAGCUGAAGCCUGAUUCUGAAGAUAAACCGGUAGAGCUGAAGCAUAAGCUUGCUACUAUUGAGGAAACCAUGCCGCCUUCAUUGGGAUAUGUGGUGGAUCUUCCUGACAAUUUUCCCCAUCGAGGCAAAUUUAAGGAUUUGCAUUUUAACAGCCCGAAUUCAACUUUAAUAUGUUUGUAGCUCAGUUGUGCAUUUGAGUUUUUAGUUAUAAAUCAAGAGGCGUUGCCUUUCAUAAAAUCUUGGUAAUGAAAUAGUGUUCGAUGAACCUUAAUGAUUGUACACUCUGCUAGUGUAGCUGCAAUCACCUUUAUCAAGUUAAUAUAUCAUCCAACAUUCCAACCUCA
This is a messenger RNA of Beta vulgaris subsp. vulgaris (sugar beet), 4010 nucleotides long. RefSeq names its product non-functional pseudokinase ZED1. Lineage: Eukaryota; Viridiplantae; Streptophyta; Magnoliopsida; Caryophyllales; Amaranthaceae. The record is from RefSeq and is a predicted model, not a curated record. The transcript is spliced from 5 exons. The coding region runs from base 1054 to 2241 and encodes 395 amino acids. Gene Ontology annotation, molecular function: protein serine/threonine kinase activity; ATP binding. Gene Ontology annotation, biological process: protein phosphorylation; cell surface receptor signaling pathway. Gene Ontology annotation, cellular component: plasma membrane.